Molecule: messenger RNA, 6271 nt
Organism: Trichosurus vulpecula (common brushtail)
Lineage: Eukaryota; Metazoa; Chordata; Mammalia; Diprotodontia; Phalangeridae
Gene: IPMK
Product: inositol polyphosphate multikinase
Exons: 6
Coding region: 58-1272 (404 amino acids)
Biological process (GO): inositol phosphate biosynthetic process
Cellular component (GO): nucleus; cytoplasm
Molecular function (GO): inositol tetrakisphosphate kinase activity; inositol-1,4,5-trisphosphate 3-kinase activity
Source: RefSeq, a predicted model, not a curated record
GGGGCCUGGGCGUCGGGCCCCCUCGCUGCGCGGAGCCUGAGUCGCCCCCGGUCCGCGAUGGCCACUGAGCCCCCCGCCUUGCGGCUGCGCCAGGCCGCCCCGGCUCCCGCGUCCCCCGGCCAGCCGCCUCCGCCCCCGCCGCUCCUCCUCAACGGCUGCGUGCCGCUCUCGCACCAGGUGGCGGGGCACAUGUACGGCAAGGACAAAGUGGGCAUCCUGCAGCACCCAGAUGGCACAGUCUUGAAGCAGUUGCAGCCACCACCUCGAGGCCCGAGGGAGCUGGAUUUCUACAGCACAGUUUAUGCUGCUGAUUGUGGGGACAGUGUUCUCCUAGAACUACGGAAAUAUUUGCCAAAAUACUAUGGCAUCUGGUCACCACCUACUGCACCAAAUGAUUUAUACCUAAAACUGGAAGAUGUGACGCAUAAAUUUAACAAGCCCUGUAUAAUGGAUGUAAAAAUAGGGCGGAAAAGCUAUGAUCCAUUCGCCUCUUCUGAGAAGAUUCAGCAGCAGGUCAGCAAGUACCCAUUAAUGGAAGAGAUUGGGUUCUUGGUGCUUGGCAUGAGGGUUUAUCAUGCCCAUUCUGAUAGUUAUGAGACACAGAACCAGCACUAUGGAAGAAGUUUGACUAAAGAAACAGUCAAAGAUGGAGUGGCCAGAUUUUUUCAUAAUGGUUACUGUUUGAGAAAAGAUGCAAUUGCUGCCAGCAUUCAGAAGAUUGAGAAAAUUCUUCAGUGGUUUGAAAGCCAGAGUCAACUUAACUUUUAUGCAAGUUCCUUACUGUUUGUUUAUGAGGGCUCAUCUCUGCCAGCAGCUCACAAAUUGGGUGAUGGAACUUCAGCAGAGAAGACCUUUUGGGCCAAAGGACAGCUGCCAGAUUCCGGAGUGCUCGAAUAUAACAACAACAUUCACUUACUGAGUUCUGCAGAGAAUGGAAAAGUGGGGGCCUCUGUAGGCAAAGUGUAUGUGCGUCAUAAAGAAGCAUAUUCCAAGAAUCAUCACGGUCAGACUUCAUUGAAAGUUGAAAAUAGGGAGCAAGGCAAUGUAUGGAAAAGCAGCAAUUGUAUGUCACAGGAACACUUGAAUGGCAAUGUUCUCUCUCAACUGGAAAAAGUCUUCUACCACCGUCCUGCAGAACUCCUUGAAAGUGCAGAUGUGGAAGUGCGGAUGAUCGAUUUUGCUCAUGUGUUUCCUAGCAACACAAAGGAUGAGGGAUAUGUUUAUGGGCUGAAACAUCUAAUUACUGUACUGCAAAAUAUUUUAGAUAAUUAAAUUCUUUGCUACGUUCUUUUUAUGGGGCCAAUGAUAACGAAGAGCAGCAACGAAUCUCUGCCCUUGUAAUGUUAUGUAACAGAUUUGUAUUGUGAUUCAACUACAUUUUAUUUGUCUUUGUACUUUUUGGUAGAAGGGUUCACUUUUUUAUACUCUUACUCAGGAAAACUAAUUAAUAGUUGUUCGUUAAAAGACUAUGAACAAAGAAAAAGACAUAGGAAAUGUUAAGCAGGGGGAUGUGGUGGUACAUGACUUAAUCUAUGUCUCUUUGGCCUAAGUUAAAUAAAAACUCUUGAGUUUGAAGGGUUCGGUUUUAGCUUCCUGUAGCAAAUUCAUCAGUGCACCCCUGUCCACCCAGCCUUGCCGUUGAGCCAUAGUGAUUAGAAAAUAGGUGGAAAACUAGAAGGGAUAAGUUGAUGUCCUCAAUCUCUUCUGUGGCCCGGACCAAGUCACUAAACUGGAGAAAGUCCGAGGUGAUGAAGAAGUAAUAGUGAUAAAGUGUAGAUUCUCUCUUCCAUGUUCAGACCAGCAGCUCACAGGUGCUAAGGUGCUUCUUUCUCAAAGUGGAUAAUAUUCUUGUUGCAUUUAAAAAAGACAAUCCCUUUUAUUUCCAAAAUAGUUUGUUGAAAGAUAAUAAUAGACUUCCUACACUGUCUGUCUGAAAUAAUAAAAAUGGUUUGGAAUCUGAAGGGCACUGAUUGUUAUUGCCCUGAGCAAAAAAAAAAAAAAUUCCCUCUUUUAAAAAAGUCUUACAUUUCAAAGAUGAGUGCAUUUUUACAGUUUUCUUCCCUGAGAGAAUUAAAAUUCUUAACUCAAUGGAGGAUAGAAGUUCUGCCUUUAUAAUUUUUUUAAUUUUGAUAGUGUUUUUCCUCUUAGAGGCCAUUUCAUUUUACCACCAUUUGUUUGUGAGAAACCAUAUGGACUUGUUACUAAAGUAAUGUCUCAGUUAUAAGGAAGGACAGCUGUCCUUCCUUAUGAUCGUGAGUGAUUAUUCAGAAGUAAAUUUUUUUUCCUUUGGUGUAUUAUAAUAGGAUUCAGAGCUUUUUUCAUAAAAUCCAACUUUCUACUAUUGUAUCCAAGGCAGUAGAGUUGAAUUAUAAGUAUAUAUAGUCUUACAUUUCAGAUCACAUCCAACGAUGACUUUUAUCUUUAGAAUUGAAUUUUAUUGAGGGAAGAUGCCACUUUGCACACAUUCUUAGGUAUUUUUAUAGAAAUUGAAAAAUUGGAUUCUUAAGUAUUUGCUGUAAGUGAACAAGAAAAAAAAAAACUUUCAUGAUGCCAUAGCCUUUUUUUGAAAUCGUAUACCUGAAACUUUUUUCACAUUCAUUUUUGGUAGGGGUAGGGCUAUAUUUUGUUGCAUUCUUUUGGUUCUAUUUAAGUCAGUCAUAAUUUGAAAGACUAGUUCAUAAUGGAAAAAUGUCAUUGGGAGUUUACUUGAGUUUAGUUUCAGUUUUGCUUAGAGGUGAAAACAUAAGACAAAACACAUUGUAGUUCUGGCUUCAAGGUUAGUUUGCAUCUUGUAGACUGAAGUCAGAGUCUGUUGAAAAACAGUCAGAAAUACUUGGGUCCUUUUGUUUUUAAGUUGUAGAUUAAGUUGAAGGGGAAAUGUUGAUUAUUGUUGUUUGGUUUUUUUAAAUCUUUUUUAUUGCAAUCCAUAUACUUAUUCUUGUAUUUUGAUUCAUUUCUAAAUUUGCCACAUUCCAGGAAAAUGUUUGCUUGGCUGUUGGUUGUUUUUUGGCUCUUCCACACAGUAGAUAGCUUGGAAAAGAGAAAAUGUUUUUAAACCACUGGUAAGGGUGACAGUUAUUUGUGCUCAUAAACCCCAGUUUCUUGUCUUUCUUCCUUCUUUCUUUUGGUUGGGGGGUAGGACGACAGGAAUGAUCUUGACUUCUUUCCUAACUCAGAGACUAGGAUGCAAAAUGCCUGAGUCUGAAAAAAUAGAGCUCCUCUAUGUGAGUUCAUUUUGUGAUUGAACAGGACCUUAAUAAAUUCUGUAGCAUUUUGAAAUCUGGUUGCAUUUUAUAAUUUAAUAUGCAGGAGAAAAAUACAGUUUAGGAAUCAGUUUUGAGAAUUGGUUUCAAAUCCUCUGAUAGCAGUAAUUGGGCUUUUAUAAUUUGUUCUAGGAUGCUUCCUGCCCCCCUCCCUUAUCCCUGUAGUCUCUGUUUUAUACUGCACACCAUGAGGCCAGCAAAAUAACGGUGAAAUCUUUGGGUUGAAAAAGAAAAGCAAAGAAAAACCAAAUUCAAGAAAAUUACCUUUUAUUUUUUCCUUAAGAAAGGCCAUUAAUAUUAUGAGUUCAUUAAACCCAAAACUCAGAAGAUUAACAUUAUUUUAAGUCUGAUUUAACUGUGACAAGAGCCUUUGCAUAGAAUAGCAUUUGUGCAUCUACUGUGAGUUUAACACAUUUGUGUUAUUUGUGGACUGGGUUUUUUUUUUUUUUUGCACAUUCUAGAUCAGUAAAGUAUGGAAUAAGAAUACCAGAGUUGUUUUCACCUGUCAUUUCAGGUAUAUUUUUGUGAAAUCAGUAUCCUAUCUUUGGUUAGCGAAAUCCACUUUUUACAGCAAAGCAAUUUAUCUGUUUUUCAGGGAUGGGAUUAGAGUUUAAUUCUUUUUGUUUACAUUUUUACAUCAUUGUCAUCUAAGGCCCCCUUUUAAAGUUUCUUAUCUAGAACUUAAUGAAUCAGAAUAUACCUGGUUAAACAACAGUCCUCAAGUUAAAAAAAAAAAACCACAAUAACAAAACCUAUCAUCAUUUAGGGAUUUGUGCUAAAAUUAACCACUGUGGGAACUCAUGUUCACAAUUUAUCAAACAGUUAAGUGUAUAAGAGUUUUAAUUUAAGCAAUAAGCAUGACAAGGACCUUUUAUGUUAAUGGGGUUGUCAUAGCUGUCAAAGGAAGCAUUACAAAUAUUGGUUUUAGCAUAUUCCCUGUGAAUGCAUCCACUCAGAGGAAUUUCUGAGAAUUGUGAUAACUAUGUAAACAUUUCUCUAAUAAAAUUGAAAUUAUACAAUAGUUUUUAUAACAAAGUAUUUACAUUAAUUGGUAUUUUUAAUAUGGAUGGAAAUGACAGAUUGAAUCACAAACUAUUAAGCAAUUACAAAAAUGUUCAAUAUUUUAUUUAAAUAGUUUUACAAAAAAAAACUAUGAAAACAUAUAUUAUUAAAUGGCUUUAACAUGGAGCUUGUAUUUUCAACCCAGUGUUGGUUAAUUGUUAUGCAUGUACAGAAAGAUUGUAUUUUUCUUUCUUUUUUUACACAUUACCAGUUCACCAUUUCCAGUUUUAAGACCGCAUUCAACGGAGUAAGACAUUUUCACCUCUCAGCUUGGAUACAGGUGGAUGUUUAAGAGGACUGGCAUUACCCAAGGUGCUGGCUUGCAAAGUUCUUUUUAUGUAUUUGGAAUAUAGUUUAAAAAAAAUUUAGAGUGGAGGAAAGAGGGUAGAACCAUUAAGAGAUUUGUUGUCAAAAUAAUUUAAAGAUCUAGUUUAAAGUGUCCAUUUUAAAGAGUUGCUAUCACUUUGGUAGUAGCCUUUUGUCAAAACUUUUGCCAUUUGCUGAUUAAAAUUUUGUUUGCUUCUCAAAUUGUUUACAUCGCUUUGCAAUAACUUUCCCUCUUGAGUGCCUUCAACCCUUGAUUUGGUACCUUUGUAACCUUAUUUAUGGAAUCUGUGACAUCCCAGGAUGGAGUUUUCAAGAGGCUAGUAUGUAAAAAAUGUCGGAAUUUCAAAAACAUGGAUCAGUUCAAAUGCUUUAUGUGAUAUCAGAAAUGAAAAUUCACAUUAAAGCUUAGUCACCGUCUAAGAAGAAGUCAUAAUUUUAAAAAAUGUGAUUAUUUUCAGACCAAAUUUAGUUUGAUACUUAAGACGAUAUGAAUUUUUUUUAAAAAAUUAUCUUUGAAUAUGUUUCUGUGAAAUACAAAAUGUAUCCAGUAUUGAGAGUUGAGAUGGCUCCUAAAACCUAGUUGGAAAUGCUUUGAGUUCGUAUUCUACAGUGGCAUUACCCCUAUUCAAUCCUAGAGUUUGUGUAAUGAUGACAGAUGACAUCCAAAGGCCUUAAGUUUGCUUAUUUCUUGUCCAGAUGGUACGUUUUACUUAUAGUGUUCAUUCAAUGAUAUAUAAAGUAGAAUAAUGUAGUAAAAUUACUGUGAAGUACAAUUCUAUUACAUAUCCACAAGCUAAAUACACACAUUUUUUCAUAUAGAACAAUUUAAUAAUAUUAUUGUACUAAUAUUUAUUUUAGACCUUGAUCCUGUGUUUUCAAAGUGCAAAUACUUUGAAUAUGAUAGGAUAAAAGUUCCUUUUGAAAUGUAGGCAAAAUUAUUAACUUGUAACAUAAACUAUUAAUGUCAUGGAAGGGUUGAAGGCCCCUCUUUUUGGAGUCAAUGUUAGAAUCAGUUAUUCCCAAUUAUUUUGAUAGACUCCCAUACGAGGGAUCAUACUCAAGUGUUUAAACAGUAAUUAGAGUGUUUUUAAGUCUUUUCUUUGAAAUUUUGUAGUUAUUCGGGUUGUUUUAAUAUGGUGUUCACCUAUGGUAUGUGUUAACAACUUUAAAUAUGAAGUGAAAUAUCCUAUAAACAAUGUAUAUUGCACCUGCUUAUAAAAAGAAAAUGGAGUGCACAAAGACACUUUAUUACUCUGGGAACUGGACUGGAAAGUGUAUGAGAACACGUGAAAUUGCACCUAAAGUUUUGUUGUUAACUGAUGAUUAUAAAAUGAAAAGCUAAAUUGAUUGUACUUGAAUGAAUGUACUUAGUCUGGUCUUAGUUACUUUGAUUUAAAUGUCUAAAUUAUGUCUCCUUAAAAAUGUGUUCGACUGUAAUUCAUGCUGUUGGGCUUUGGGGGCCAUUACUGGACUGCAGGGGUUGUUGAUAUGUAACUUGUAUUCAUUAUUUUAUAGAAUCAUCUAUUCCAGUUUUAUAAUUUAAGUGAUAUUUAGAUCAUCCUAAUAACUGUAUAUUUGGCAAACCAUUAAAAAUUUUCAGUGAUGUUUUCCCCCCUUGA